UGUCUCCCUUGAGGCAGGUAGCUGCAUUCUGAUUUGCUUCAUCAUGUCUGACUCAGCCCUAAUAAUAAAUAGGCAGCCCUACACCGGUUUGAAACAGGAAUCUUAGCAGCAUCUUUCACAAGGUGUUAAUGUGAGCAUCAAACACUGUACCUAAACCUUUAUGCUUAACAGCAAACUGCAAAACAGCACCUGCCAAGGCAGGCGUUUUUUUUUGCACCUUUAUCAUUUGGAAUACAUUGCUACUGGGAGUGGCUUUUGCUUUGUGUGUAAAGGAGGCCUCCACAGGAGCAGCUGCAGAGCUUGGAUGUUGAGGUUCAUCUGAAAUGCUUUUCUGGCUGAGAGAGGAAGAAAUGUCUCUUCAAGAGCUCAACCAACGAUUGCACUGUGUGAUCACUCAUGUUGAUGAAAUAAUGCAGCAGGAGAUACGACCUCUGCUGGCAGUCGAUAUCAUAGAGCAGCUUCACAGACAAUUCGCCAUUCUCUCAGGGGGGAGAGGCAACAAUGGAGCUCCGAUAAUAACAUUCCCCGAAUAUUCUGGUUUUGGGGGUCUUCCUGAUGAACAUUUCCUUAACGUUGUAACAUAUCUCACUAGCAUUCCCAGUCUGGAGGCUGCCAGCAUUGGCUUCAUCAUUAUUAUAGACCGACGCAGGGACAAAUGGAGUGCUGUGAAGGCUUCAUUGACACGGAUAGCGGGGGCAUUCCCAGGGAACCUGCAGCUUGUUCUGGUGCUUCGUCCCUCCCGCUUCAUUCAGAGAACCAUCGCUGACAUUGGCAUGAAGCUGCACCGAGAUGACUUUAAAAUGAAGGUACCGAUCAUCAUGUUAAACUCCGUCUCAGAUUUACAUGGCUACAUUGAUAAAAACCAGCUUACAUGUGAACUUGGAGGAACCUUAGACUACUGCCAUAACCGGUGGAUUCAUCAUCGAACUGCUAUUGAGAAUUUUGCCGUGACGGUGAAGACGACGGCGCAGAUGCUGCAGAUGUUUGGUACCGAUCUGGCUGAGACAGAACUCCCGAAUGACGUUCAGUGUACAGAGGAUCUCCUGGUCUCCCAUACAGAAAAGCAUGACAAGCUCAAGGCUGAACUCCAACUUGCAUUGAAACAGGGAAACACCAUCCUCUCUUGCAUUAAGGAACAAGCAACCAAAAACACAAGCUACAAACUCAACCCUGACGAACUGGAAAAUGUCGCUACAGUUGAACGGUUGCUGGCGCAGCUGGAUGAAACAGAAAAUGCUUUUGAGCAGUUUUGGUCCAAGCAUCAUCUAAAACUGGAGCAGUGUUUACAGCUGCGGCAUUUCGAACAUGACUUUCGAGAGGUAAAACUUGCUUUGGACAACCUUGUGGAGACUCUGGCUGCUUUCACAGACAUCGGAGACAGCGUAUCUCGAGUAGAACAACUUCUUAAGGAGCUUAAAGUAUUGGAGGAGAAAGCCCAGGAGUCUUUGGAAAAGGCCCAGUUACUAGCCCUGCAUGGAGACCAGCUGAUCCAAAGUAACCAUUACGCUGUCGACUCCAUCAGACCCAAGUGUGUUGAACUCAGGCGAAUCUGCGAUGAUUUUAACAAUGAAACAAAGAAGAAGUACGACAUAUUGAGGAAAUCCUAUGAAAUACACACAAAAAUAGACAAGGUUAACCAGUGGUGUGACGCUGGCAUAUAUCUGCUGGCAUCCCAGGCAGUGGACAAGUGCCAGUCUCAAGAAGGUGCUGAAUCUGCCCUGCACGACAUUGAAAAGUUUAAUGAAACAGAGAAUGAGAAUCAGCGGGGCAACCUUAAAGAACUUCACAAUCAGUUUGAAAUGAUUCUCACGUCUGAAGUAAAGGCCAAUGUCCAGAAGGCCCUCCAGAGACUAGGUGAUGUGCAGGAAAUGAUUGAAAAGAGACAAGUCAGUCUCAAGAAGUUGUCAGCUAAGCAGACCCGGCCUGUGCAGCCUGUGGCCCCCCGCCCAGAAUCUUCUCCGAAAAGGGCAUCCACUAAACCAGUCACAAAUGCUGGUCCUACAGCAGCUCCCACUCGAAGGGCAUCUGACAGUUCCAGCACCCCCAAGCCUCCUACUGAGGCUGAACUGGCAAAAAAGAAAAACCCUAGAAAAGCUAGAGGUGGAAUCAAGAUUGAAGUAAUGCACGAAGCCAGCCAAGGAGGGUCCAGCCACAUUCUUGUGACAAAUGAAACCGAGGAAAACCUGUUAAGCAGACGAAGGCACAUCAUGAAUGAGCUGAUAGACACGGAAAGAGUGUAUGUGGAAGAGCUUCAAAGCAUCAUUGAGGGUUAUUCUGCUGAAAUUGACAACCCAGAAUUUGCAAAUCUUGUUCCAACUGCUCUGCAAAAUAAAAAGGAAGUGCUUUUUGGCAAUCUUUGUGAAAUAUACGUGUUUCACAAGAGGACAUUUCUUAAAGAACUAGAAAAUUGCAUAGAAAAUCCAGAACUGGUGGGAGCUUGUUUUUUGAAGAGGAAAGAGGAUCUUCAGAUUUAUGAAAAAUACUGUCAGAACAAACCUCGUUCAGAAGCUCUAUGGAGACAAUGUGGAGAUAGUCAGUUCUUUCAGGAAUGUCAAAAAAAGCUGGAUCAUAAACUUUCUCUGGAUGCCUAUUUACUGAAACCUGUUCAGAGGAUCACCAAGUAUCAGCUGAUGCUAAAGGACAUGCUCAAAUGUAGUAAGAACUCAGAAGGCACUGCUGAGCUGGAGGAGGCCCUAGCGAGCAUGCUGGACAUCAUCAAGUCAGUUAAUGACUCUAUGCAUCAGAUUGCAAUUACUGGUUUUGAGGGUAACCUGAAUGAUCUUGGCAAACUGCUGAUGCAAGGGUCCUUCAACGUGUGGACAGACCACAAAAAAGGACACAGCAAGGUGAAGGAUCUUGCCCGGUUCAAGCCCAUGCAGAGGCACCUCUUCCUGUAUAACAAGAUGCUGCUGUUCUGUAAGAAACGAGAGGAGACUGUAGAUGGCCAUGAGAAGACCCCGUCAUACGGCUUCAAGCAUUCAUUAAAGAUGAGCGCUGUUGGCAUCACAGAAAACGUGAAAGGAGACAGCAAGAAGUUUGAGGUGUGGUACAAUGGCAGGGAAGAAGUCUACAUAAUUCAGGCCUCUUCGAUGGAUGUGAAGAAUCUGUGGGUUACUGAAAUUAGGAAAGUGUUGACAGGACAACUGGAAGCAUGCAGAGAGGCAAGCCAGCUUCACCAAAGGAUCACUGAAAAUGUCUAUCACGCUCCUAUGAAUUCCCCCAAUGCAAGAAAUAUGAGAAAGUCUUCUUGCAAGCAAGAAAGCAACAAGUCUGAUUCCUCAAGCCCUGAAACUGUUAAUAAGAGAAGCGACCCCGCUAGUCCCAACACAAGACAAAAGAGAACUGAUGCUUCUGCCAGUCAUAAUCUUGAGCGCUCUGCUCUUGCUAAAAAGCGAUUCACAUUGCAGGGUCUUUCCAACCGAAGGCCUCCCUCUAAAGAUCCCCCGUCUAAAGAGACAGAAGUCACACGUCGCUUCUCUUUAGCCUCCUCAAUCAGUUCCUCAGCUACUAGACGCACAAAAGGUACCUGAUCGCCAGCAAUUUCCAUAUCCUGCGAGUACUUGACAGACAUAAUAGUGCCUUUUUAUUAUAUUACCUGAUACAGUACUGGUGCAGGUAUACAUCUUUAUUUUAGCCUAGGCCUUGCACACUGCAAAAUAUUUUUUUUUCUUUUUUUUUCUGUGGGGUGGAAAUGCAAGAUGGUUUUUCAAGAGUCCAUAGUGAAAACAUUGUAUUUAGGUUUUGAGCACUUUUAUUUUAUGCCCUGUGAUUUUGUGCAGGUUGUUCUCUUGUUUAAU
Polyodon spathula (Mississippi paddlefish) is the source of this 3797-nucleotide messenger RNA. It is a transcript of the gene mcf2l2, whose product is annotated as MCF.2 cell line derived transforming sequence-like 2. Lineage: Eukaryota; Metazoa; Chordata; Actinopteri; Acipenseriformes; Polyodontidae. The transcript has 28 exons. The record is from RefSeq and is a predicted model, not a curated record. Gene Ontology annotation, cellular component: cytoplasm. The coding region runs from base 324 to 3530 and encodes 1068 amino acids. Gene Ontology annotation, molecular function: guanyl-nucleotide exchange factor activity. Gene Ontology annotation, biological process: intracellular signal transduction.